This is a messenger RNA of Adineta ricciae, 1293 nucleotides long. NCBI's taxonomy places the organism in Eukaryota, Metazoa, Rotifera, Eurotatoria, Adinetida, Adinetidae. The record is from the annotation of a GenBank genome assembly.
AUGAGCGUUAUGUAUGCUUCGAUACAUAGUUCUCCGAUUAUUAAUUCGACGAUAUUUCCAAGUAAAACAAAACCUAAAGAAAUUCCCCCUCCAUAUCUUCGGCCUACAUGGAUUGAUAUCGAUCUAGAUCUUGUUCGAAUCAAUGUUCAAAAUCUGAAAAAAUACAUCGGUGAUAAUGUUCAUCUGAUGGCUGUUGUCAAAGCCAAUGCGUAUGGGUACGGCAUCAUGGAAAUCGCUCGUACUUCUUUAUCUGCCGGUGCAACUUGGAUCGGUGUGGCGACAUUGGAUGAGGCACUUGUUCUACGACGUGAAAUCGCGAAACAUAUUCCAAUUCUUGUUCUCGGCUAUGUUCCCGUCGAACAUUUAUCGCGAGCAAGUGAAGCAAAUGUGACGAUCACUGGCAUUUCGUUGGAAUGGUUACAAGAAGCUGAUCAAGCUAUUGAACAGCCGGUUGAUUUUCAUCUGAAAAUUGAUACAGGCAUGAACCGACUUGGUUGCAGAACCGAAGAUGAAGUGAAAAAGGUGAUAGAUAUUGUCUCUCGAAAUCCCAAGUUACGAUUCACUGGUGCCUUUACACAUUUCGCCACUUCAGAAGAUCUAACAAAUCGAACUUAUUUCUUAAGACAACUGAGUCGAUUCAAACAGUUUCUUGAAAUUAUUCCCAAUCGUUCGGAAAAACUCAUUCAUUGCUCGAAUUCCGGCGCAACGCUAUACCAUGACGAAAAACCUUUCUAUAACAUGGUACGAUGUGGCAAAGCGUUAACAGGUCCACCCAAUGAACCUCUAAAAGCCUUCUUGCCAAUAACACUUCAAUCAGUUAUUUCCCUUCAUUCCGUUCUCAGUCUUGUCAAAGAAGUCGAAGCCGGCGAAAAGAUUGGCUAUGCAGAUACGUAUACGACAACGAAGAAACAAUGGAUUGGUACUGUACCAAUAGGUUACGGUGACGGAUGGCAUCAAAAUCUCAAACCAACAGGUGUUCUUGUCGAAGGACAACGUAUGGAAAUCGUUGGGCGAAUAUCAAUGGAUCAAUUGAUGGUCGGUCUUGACCGUGAAUAUCCUGUUGGAACUCGCGUUACUUUCAUUGGUCAACAAGGAAAUAUGACAAUUACCGGAGAUGAAGUUGCUAGCGCCGCGAAGAUUCCUCGAUCGGAAGUCUUUAGCGCAAUAUCAAGUCGCGUACCUCGUAUAUACAAAGACAACAACACGAUUAUCAUUCCCAAUUCUGCGCAUCGAAACGUCUUUCAGGCGAUUCCAUAUGUUUUACCAAUGCUAGUACAUCUUUCUUUUUGCUAA